AUGGAGCCGGUGCAGGGGCAGGUGAGCUACACCGCCGCCGACGCUAACGAGCUCUUCGACUUUUGCGACCGGCACAAGCCCGUGUGCGGCCGCUGCAUCUUCUGUGCCAUGGAGAACUCGGUGCAGCCGUGGAUCCGCGCACUCAACAACGAGCAGCUCAAGGCCUCCGUGGUGUCCCUACGAGGUGAACAACAGGAUGCUCCAUGGCGUGGCGCCUUCUUCCGGCAGCGGCUGGGCGACACCAUCGACGAGCACUUGUUCCAGGAGACGGCGGCGCCCGCACUGUUCAUGAACGACUACAACGUGGAGCACGACAACGCCCCGAAAGCGACACAGGCGAAGUACACGGUGUUGGUCACGGGCGCGCAGAAGCGCGACGUGGCUGUGGGCAGGACCGGGGUGCUGGGCCAUGUGACGUACCUGGUGGGUGAUGUCAUCCGCGACACGCUCGACAAGCUGGCGGCGAUGGAGCUCCAGCUCCCCGUGUGGAUCAUGGAGCUGGACGCGUCGGCGGCGGACGAGGCGGUGCACCCGAUGACCAGGUGGUGCCGCAGGAGGCAUUCGUGCACCCGGACGUGGAGGUGA
Aegilops tauschii subsp. strangulata is the source of this 585-nucleotide messenger RNA. Its product is annotated as endo-1,4-beta-xylanase 2-like. Lineage: Eukaryota; Viridiplantae; Streptophyta; Magnoliopsida; Poales; Poaceae. Gene Ontology annotation, molecular function: hydrolase activity, hydrolyzing O-glycosyl compounds. Gene Ontology annotation, biological process: carbohydrate metabolic process. The record is from RefSeq and is a predicted model, not a curated record.